Messenger RNA from Haemonchus placei, 453 nucleotides. The record is from the annotation of a GenBank genome assembly. Lineage: Eukaryota; Metazoa; Nematoda; Chromadorea; Rhabditida; Trichostrongylidae.
AUGUUUGGAAUCGCAAUUACUGGGCUCUAUCUGAAUCAUCCAAUCCUGAUGCUACCUGAUGGAGUCCACAAGAUCGUAAUGUCGUUAUGCGCUCUAUUCUAUAGCCUUCACGAAACGGACAUCGGGAAUGAGAACGCCGAAUUUCGCUUGGUGCUUGUCAUUAUCGCCGUCUUCCUACAGUUCGCCGAGAACUACGUCCUGUUCCAACUGCUAUCGGCUAAACAUCAACAGCCAGAUCAAGGGGCCCAAAGCUCACCUCCACCCACCUACGAUCAGCUGUGGGUUGUGGAAGUUUGUCAGCAAUCAAGAUCGUGUCCUGUUACGAAAACCGUGAUGUCCAAACAGGUGAACGAGGAAGCUCGUCCAGAAACUCCUCCCCCAUGCUAUGAGCUGGCCCGAGAUGACAAAGACACCUAUCGCCCUACUGCCGGUAUCAAGCCAGGUCUACUGUAG